Messenger RNA from Sorex fumeus (smoky shrew), 899 nucleotides. It is a transcript of the gene UNC119, whose product is annotated as unc-119 lipid binding chaperone. Gene Ontology annotation, molecular function: lipid binding. NCBI's taxonomy places the organism in Eukaryota, Metazoa, Chordata, Mammalia, Eulipotyphla, Soricidae. The record is from RefSeq and is a predicted model, not a curated record. Gene Ontology annotation, biological process: nervous system development; lipoprotein transport; visual perception. Gene Ontology annotation, cellular component: spindle pole; spindle midzone; centrosome. The coding region runs from base 89 to 817 and encodes 242 amino acids. The transcript is spliced from 5 exons.
GCGGGGCUGCGGGCGCUCCCCCUUCCCCGGGCUCCAGCCGGCGCAGGCAGCCGAGGCGGCAGCAGGCGAGCCGUGGCCCCGCGAGGCCAUGAAGGUGAAGAAGGGCGGCGGCGGGCCCGGGUCGGGGGUGGAGCCCGCUCCGGGGUCCGCGGGCCCGAGCGUGGAGCCCAGACCCGAGCCUCCGCCGCAGACGGAGUCCGAAUCCGGGUCCGAGUCGGAGCCCGAGCCAGGCCCGGGGCCCAGGCCGGGGCCGCUGCAAAGGAAGCAGCCGAUCGGGCCGGAGGAUGUGCUGGGGCUCCAGCGGAUCACGGGCGACUACCUGUGCUCCCCCGAGGAGAACAUCUACAAGAUUGACUUCAUCAGGUUCAAGAUUCGGGACAUGGAUUCGGGCACGGUCCUCUUUGAAAUUAAGAAGCCCCCAGCCUCAGAGCGGUUGCCCAUCAACCUGCGGGAUGUGGACCCCAAUGCCGGGCGCUUUGUCCGCUACCAAUUCACCCCUGCCUUUCUCCGCCUGAGGCAGGUGGGAGCCACGGUUGAGUUCACGGUGGGGGACAAGCCUGUCAACAACUUCCGCAUGAUCGAGAGGCACUACUUCCGCAACCAGCUCCUCAAGAGCUUCGACUUCCACUUCGGCUUCUGCAUCCCCAGCAGCAAGAACACCUGCGAGCACAUCUAUGACUUCCCCCCGCUUUCCGAGGAGCUGAUCAAUGAGAUGAUCCGUCAUCCAUAUGAAACCCAGUCAGACAGCUUCUACUUCGUGGAGGACCGGCUGGUGAUGCACAACAAAGCGGACUAUUCCUACAGCGGGGCGCCCUGACCCCCACCCCAAGCUGUCCCCUACCCCCGGACACUUCUGCGCCCUCAGUCAGGACUUCCCCAGCACGUACCUCUCCAUCCCA